Molecule: messenger RNA, 8684 nt
Organism: Microplitis mediator
Lineage: Eukaryota; Metazoa; Arthropoda; Insecta; Hymenoptera; Braconidae
Gene: Dscam1
Product: cell adhesion molecule Dscam2
Exons: 28
Coding region: 268-6336 (2022 amino acids)
Biological process (GO): axon guidance; dendrite self-avoidance; homophilic cell-cell adhesion
Cellular component (GO): plasma membrane; axon
Molecular function (GO): cell-cell adhesion mediator activity
Source: RefSeq, a predicted model, not a curated record
CGAGCGCUGUCGUGCGAUCACUACGGUCGUUUGCCCCCGUCGCGGUUAUUCAUCUCGUUUAAAAAAUCUCUGUGGAUUUAAAACAGUAUUACUUAAAACCAAUUGCGAAUUAUCGCUUAUAUUAACGUGGUAUUGUUACUAGAGUGGUUUCAUCUAAGACUUUGGUCAAAAGUGUUUAUUUAUUUAAAGUUUGAGAAAGUUUUGUGGCAAGUGUUUUUAUCACGUGUAUUUUGUGCAACUACAGGUGUACUGCUUGCCCAAACUACAAUGGGCCUACUCAGGAUGCUACGAGAACCACCAGGAGGGCGUGAUAGUCUUAUCAUGUUCCUCAUGACUUCUUUUAUAUUUUUUAAUCUGGUACUAGCCGAGGACGAGCUAAUGGGACCAGUAUUUGUGAAGGAACCCCCGAACCGUGUGGACUUUUCUAAUGGAACUGGAGCAGAGGUUGAAUGUCAAGCGAGAGGAAAUCCCCAGCCGGAUAUUAUUUGGGUUCGUGGUGAUGGUACUGCUGUUGGAGACGUUCCUGGAUUACGACAGGUGUUACCUAAUGGAAACUUGGUAUUCCCGCCAUUCCGAGCUGAAGAUUAUCGCCAAGAGGUUCAUGCUCAAGUUUAUAGUUGUCUUGCUACUUCACCCGCUGGAUCCGUUCAUAGUCGAGAUGUUAACGUUCGAGCUGUUGUCGCACAAACUUAUCAGCCGGAAAUAAUGACCGAGUACGUCAUUAGAGGAAACAGUGCGAUUCUUAAAUGUAGCAUCCCUAGUUACAUCGCCGAAUUUGUGAGCAUUGAGGCUUGGAUUCGCGAAGACGGAGAAGUUUAUCUUCCUGAACAUCAACAAAAUGCUAAAACUGAUGGUAAAUACUUGGUAUUGCCUUCUGGCGAAUUGCAUAUCCGGGAUGUGGGACCUGAAGACGGUUACAAAACUUAUCAAUGCCGAACUAAACAUCGUCUUACUGGAGAAACCAGAUUGUCAGCUACUAAAGGACGUCUUGUCAUCACCGAGCCAAGCAGUAAUGUAGCCCCUAGAAUAGCAGGGGAACGGUAUGAGGGUGGUAAACUCGUCGACGUACCCAGAUCUGGUAUUGUGGCAUUAGAUUGUGCAGUUCAGGGGUCUCCUGUUCCAGUUACAAGAUGGUACAAAUUUAUCGAUGGUACAACACGUAGACAACCAGUUCAGUUGAAUGAACGAGUACGCCAAGUCAGUGGAACUUUGAUUAUUAGAGAAGCACGUGUUGAAGAUUCUGGCAAAUAUCUCUGCAUUGUGAAUAAUUCCGUUGGUGGGGAAAGCGUCGAGACAGUUCUUACCGUCACUGCACCAUUGGCUGCUGAAAUUGAACCCCGAGUCCAGACUGUCGAUUUUGGCAGACCCGCAACUUUUACUUGCAAUGUACGUGGAAAUCCUAUUAAAACAAUUUCGUGGAUGAAAGAUGGAAAACCUUUUGGUCAUGAAGAUCCCGUGCUCAGAAUUGAAAGCGUUAAGAAGGAAGAUAAGGGAAUGUAUCAAUGCUUUGUUCGGAAUGAUCAAGAAAGUGCUCAAGCGACUGCUGAAUUGAAACUUGGAGGACGAUUUGAACCACCUCAGAUAAAACAGGCCUUCCAAGAAGAAACUCUUCAACCCGGACCCAGCAUGUUUCUCAAGUGCGUUGCAAGCGGAAAUCCAACUCCUGAAAUUACCUGGGAACUUGACGGCAAGCGGUUAUCAAACACAGAAAGACUACAAGUUGGACAAUACGUUAAGGUCAACGGCGACGUUGUAUCUCAUUUGAACAUCUCAAGCAUUCACACAAACGACGGCGGACUUUAUAAAUGUAUUGCAGCAUCAAAGGUUGGAUCAGCAGAACACUCAGCACGUCUUAAUGUCUACGGUCUUCCUUUCAUCCGCCACAUGGACAAGAAAGCAAUCGUCGCGGGAGAAACUCUUCGAGUAACUUGUCCAGUCGCUGGUUAUCCAAUCGAGAGCAUCGUAUGGGAACGAGACACUCGCGUCCUGCCAAUCAACAGAAAACAAAAAGUUUUUCCAAACGGAACACUCAUCAUCGAAAACGUAGAACGACACAGCGAUCAGGCAACUUACACAUGUGUUGCACGCAAUGCUCAAGGAUACAGCGCAAGAGGAACACUCGAAGUUCAAGUCAUGGUGGCUCCACAGAUAGCUCCAUUCUCAUUCGGUGAUGAAGCGGCAAAUGCUGGAGAAAUGGCGACUGUUCAAUGUGCUGUAAUAAAAGGUGACCUACCGAUAGACAUCGUUUGGUCAUUGAAUGGCAUACCAAUUGAAAAUGAUUCUACAAGCCCCGAUAGUAAUCAUCAGCAUCGUGAUAUUGCGGUGAGAAAAAGUGGCAAAAGAGCCAGUACUUUGACUAUUGAAUCAGUGGCAGCGCGUCAUGCUGGAUUAUAUUCUUGCAGUGCGAGCAAUAAAGCUGGAUCAACUUCUCAUUCAGCCGAUUUAUCUGUCAAUGUACCACCCCGUUGGAUCCUUGAGCCAACCGACAAAGCAUUCGCCCAAGGCUCAGAUGCUCGAGUUGAAUGUAAAGCCGACGGGUUCCCUAAGCCUCAAGUUACAUGGAAAAGGGCUGCUGGUGAUACACCCGGUGAUUACACUGACCUGAAACUCAACAAUCCUGAUAUCAGCGUUGAAGACGGCACUCUAUCUAUCAAUAAUAUUCAAAAAACUAAUGAAGGCUACUAUCUUUGUGAAGCUGUCAAUGGAAUCGGUUCAGGAUUAUCUGCAGUCAUUCUUAUUUCUGUCCAAGCACCACCACACUUUGAAAUCAAAUUGCGCAAUCAAACUGCACGUCGAGGUGAACCCGCAGUACUACAGUGUGAAGCACAAGGCGAGAAACCAAUUGGCAUUUUGUGGAACAUGAACAACAAACGACUAGACCCAAAGAGCGACUCUCGUUACACGAUCCGCGAAGAAAUUCUUGCUAACGGUGUCUUGGCAGAUUUGAGUAUCAAAAGAACUGAGAGAUCUGACUCUGCAUUAUUUACAUGUGUUGCUACAAAUGCCUUUGGAAGUGAUGACACCAGUAUCAAUAUGAUCGUUCAAGAGGUUCCUGAGGUUCCGUAUGGUCUUAAAGUAUUAGAUAAAUCAGGACGUUCUGUACAACUUUCCUGGGCAGCUCCGUACGACGGAAACAGUCCCAUCAAACGAUACCUUAUUGAAUAUAAAAUGAGCAAAGGAUCUUGGGAAACUGACAUCGAUCGUGUUAUUGUACCUGCGACUCAGCAAAAUGUUGCUGGUGUUUUUAAUUUGAGACCUGCUACAACUUAUCACCUUCGUAUUGUUGCUGAAAAUGAAAUCGGUAAUUCUGAACCAUCUGAUACUGUAACAAUUAUUACUGCUGAAGAAGCACCAUCUGGCCCACCAAGUUCUGUACGAGUUGAUGCUCUUGAUCAGCACACACUCAAGGUAACAUGGAAACCACCUCCACGUGAAGACUGGAAUGGCGAAAUUCUUGGUUACUAUGUUGGAUACAAGCUCUCAACUUCUGAGAAACCUUACAUGUUUGAAACUGUUGAGUUUUCAAAAGAAGACGGCAAAGAACACCAUUUGCAAAUAAUGAAUCUUAAAACUUAUACUCAGUACAGUGUUGUCGUUCAGGCAUUCAACAAAGUAGGCUCUGGGCCAAUGAGCGAGGAACGCAGACAGCAUACCGCUGAAGGCGUACCAGAACAACCACCUCAUGAUACCACUUGCACCACAUUAACAUCUCAAACUAUUAGAGUUUCUUGGGUAUCACCUCCACUUACGGCUGCCAAUGGCGUUAUCACUGGAUACAAAGUUAUUUACGGCCCAUCUGAAACAUGGUACGACGAGAACACAAAAGACACAAAAAUUACAUCAUCAAGUGAAACAAUUUUACAUGGACUUAAAAAAUACACCAACUACAGCAUGCAAGUUCUUGCAUUCACUUCUGGAGGUGAUGGAGUUAAGUCAGCACCAAUUCAUUGCCAAACAGAACAAGACGCUCCUGAAGCUCCGAUUGCCAUAAAAGCGCUAGUUAUGUCUGCUGAAUCUAUUCUCGUAUCAUGGCGGCCACCAAGUCAACCCAAUGGAGUUAUUUCCCAGUACACUGUUUACACCAAAGCUGAUAAUGUUGAAGAACCAGUCAGUCAAAAAGUACCACCAAAUCAAUUGACUUACGAAGCUAAAGGAUUAGACAAGCAACGGCGCUACGAUUUCUGGGUUGCUGCUAGUACUAAUAUCGGUGAAGGAGAAGCCUCAAAAAUUGUUUCGUUGGCACCAAACAUUCGAGUUCCAGCAAAGAUCGCAUCAUUUGACGAUAAAUUUACUGCGACUUACAAAGAAGACGUUAAAUUACCGUGUCUGGCUGUUGGUGUUCCUGCUCCAGAAGUUGUUUGGAAAGUUCGGGAUGCAAAACUUCAGACAAGUGAUCGCCUAAGACAAUUACCAGAAGGAUCUCUAUUUAUUAAGGAAGUUGAUCGUGCUGAUGCUGGAGAGUAUUCUUGUUACGUUGAAAAUUCAUUCGGUCAUGAUACUGUCACUCAUCAAUUAAUUGUUCACGCACCGCCGCAUUCACCACAAGUAACUCUAACUGCUACAACUACAAACUCAUUGACAAUGAAACUACGGCCACAUUCAACAGACAAUGCACCAAUUCACGGAUACACUAUUCACUACAAACCCGAAUUUGGAGAUUGGGAAACAGUUCAAAUAAGCUCGACUGCCCAGAAGUAUACACUCGAGAAUUUAUGGUGCGGAUCACGUUAUCAAAUUUAUGUGACUGCUUACAAUGGCAUUGGAACCGGUGAUCCAUCAGACAUUCUCAAUACUCGUACUAAAGGAUCAAAGCCAAUAAUUCCCGAAGCCUCAAGAUUUAUCGAAGUAUCAACCAACAGUAUAACUCUUCAUUUGAACGCUUGGUCUGACGGUGGUUGUCCCAUGCUGUACUUUGUCGUCGAGCACAAAAAAAAACACCAACAAGAAUGGAAUCAAGUAUCGAAUAAUGUAAAACCUGGGGGUAAUUUUGUUGUUCUUGAUCUUGAUCCAGCAAACUGGUAUCACUUACGUGUAACGGCACAUAACAAUGCUGGAUUUGCUGUUGCUGAAUAUGAAUUUGCAACAUUGACUGUAACUGGGGGUACUAUUGCACCACCGGUAAGAAAUAAUGCUGGGACUGAAAAUACAGACGUACGACAUCUUUUCCCAUGGUUACCAUCUUGGUUGAAUAUCAAUGUCAUGGUACCAGCAGGUGCUACUAUUGUCGUCGUAAUUGUCGGUAUUAUUGUAAUUUGUGUUGCGAUGUCAAGAAGAACUCGAGGUCCCGAGCAAACUCGGCUUCGAGGCAUUCCGUCAGCGGAUGAGAAAUAUUAUGAAGGCCAAUAUGACGUCGUGUACCAACAGACUGGUGUAGUAGGUGCGACAUUAGACAAACGUAGACCAGACCUCCGAGACGAGCUUGGUUAUAUUGCCCCACCAAACCGAAAACUUCCACCGGUACCUGGUUCUAACUACAACACAUGUGAUCGUAUCAAGCGAGGUACAGUGAUAAGUGCAACAGGCUCCUUUAGAAGUCAUUCAACAUGGGAUCCAAGGAGACACAUGUACGAAGAGUUAUCACACUGUGCACCUAACAGAAGGUGUCCGCCACCACCACCACGUAUAGGCAGUACGGAUGCACUUUCCCACAGAGGUAUGGAGGAUGAAAUUUGCCCGUACGCAACAUUCCAUCUGCUUGGAUUCCGCGAGGAAAUGGAUCCCACUAAGGCAAUGCAAUUCCAAACCUUCCCACAUCCUGCCAAUGGACAUUCUGGUACAAUGGGACCACCAGCUGGUCAUCCUACAAACGUUUCUGCACACAGCCGAUCUGGGUCACAAUCAAUGCCACGACAAAAUGGACGUUACUCUCGAGUACCAUCUCAAGGAGGACAGACAGUAUUUUCGCCCGAAUAUGAUGACCCAGCUAAUUGUGCACCUGAAGAAGAUCAAUACGGUUCUCAAUACGGACAAUACGGUGCUCCAUAUGAUCAUUAUGGAUCUCGUGGUUCUGUUGGACGUCGCAGUGUUGGUUCAGCUCGUAAUCUCCCAAUGUCUAACUCUCCCGAGCCACCACCACCACCACCAAGAAAUCACGACCCAAACAACUCAAGUUUCAAUGACAGCAAAGAAAGUAAUGAAAUAAGCGAAGCAGAAUGUGAUCGUGAUCAAUUGCAAAUGAAUCGUAAUUACGGUGUUAAUGCUCGUGGCAAGGAUGGCAUGUCCACUGAAGAGAUGCGCAAACUUAUCGAGAGAAACGAAAUCCCCAGCCGGCAAGCAGCCGCCACCCACGGGAGUCACGGGGGACUCCUCACACCCUACGAUACUGUGGCAGUGUAAUCUGUAAAUGAACAGCAACAAUCAACAUCCCAUUGAUCUUUCAUCGUCUUCAAUUAAUUCAACCAAUCAACAACUCCCUCCCGUUGCCAUAAAUUAAAAAAAAAAAGAACACACACAAAUAAGAAGAAAUGCGUAAUCCAAUAACUAAUUCCACAGCUAAUUGUAGCUUUGGUCCCUUUGCAACGACUUAACAUUUAAAUUAUACCCUAAUACUCUUACUAGAUAGGUUUCGUUAUCAUGUAAAAAUUUAUGUACAACAUUAGUGAUUGGUAUUAACCGCAGUAAACGUGAUUAUGAGUCUUCGUCGGUAAACAUAUGACAAAAAAUUUGAUUGUAAUAAAUGAUAGCUUGUCAUUAAAAACGAAUAAAAAGAACACGGGAGGAAUUGAAGAUAAUGAAGAAAUGAAAGAAUUGAAUAAAAUAUUAAUUUUAAAAAGGUAGACUCGUGGUCAUGUUGAAAACUAAAUGACCGAGCUUUUUUGUGAGAUAAUAAAUUGUUUUAUUAUUUCCGUCAAGAUAAAAAAAAUAAUAAAGCUCAAUAAAUGUUGAUUGACAUACAAGUUAAAUAUCAGGAUUUAAUUACUAUGAUAUUAUAAAAACUUUAUAGUUAUUUUAUGUUUAAAUUUUAUAAUUUUAAUUAUACAAACAGUGAUGAUUAAUUGCUCGUUCAUUGAGUCAUGGUUGUGCCACACUGCCGCUCCCUGCAGGCAAAAGUAAAAAAAAUGUAUUAUGUUUUUUUUUCUUCUUAUACUUUUUUUUUUAAUUUUACUAUUGUUAUUAUUUCCGUAACGAAGGUUGUGUCCCCCAAGGAUUGACGUAGACAUUAAUAGAGUUGCGUCUGUAAGAAGUUAACAAAAAUCAACGCGGGCGCCCCAUAAAAUGAUAACGAUAAUUUUUAAUAUAAAUUUAAGUAAACUUUUUAUUAAAAACUGCUUAUUAUCGUCGUCUUACCGCACAUGUUCUUCCGUUGCAUAAAAUAUCGUGCAUAUUAUUUUAAAAAUUACAAACAAUUAUAUAAAUUUUAAGCAGGGAGAAUUAUUUUAUUUCUAUAUCGAAUGGAUCUGGUGUUAUUAACAUUUUAUGAAUAUAUAUAUUUACGUAUUUAAUAUUAAACUACAUAUAUAUGAUAUAUACUAUACGUACUAUUUCAAUAUAAAACAUAAAUAUGCAAUGUGACGACGAUGUAUUAGAAUUAAGGGCGCAAGCGGUUGAACGCAUAUACACUGAUAUUAAUAUAUAUGUAUUUAUAUAUUAAUUCAAUGUAUGUUGAUAGACAGAAAUAGAAUCCAAUCAUGAGGACAGAUAGUCGCGAGAGCAAGUACUAUUUUACUUUUAAUUAAAAAACCGUACGGCUAAGAAAUUAUUAAAAUUUAAUUGUAUUAUCAAAUAAUUUAUUAAGAAUUUUUAAGAUAAAUACAAUUAUUAAAAAAAUUAAAUUAAUUGGAAUAAAUAUAAUCAGUCGAAUCUCAUUAACUCGGACAGUUAAUCAACAAAGGAGUGGAAAUGUCGACUUAUCAAAUGCCCCUUCUCCUGUAAAGAGUAAACUACGCGCAUGCGCACUUACGUCUACAGAACAGAAGUUCGUAGUGGGAGUAAAGAUUGAGGGGAAGUUUCGGGUUAAUGUAAUCUGACUUAAUGGAAUUGGAUUAUGAAUGUUUUUAAAAAGCCGUGUAAGGAUCGUGUAUAAUAGUUCUUCUCUCAUAAUUCCUUUUAAACAAGAUAAUUUUUCUUAGAAUAACUAAGUCGUACAGUAGAAGUAGAUUGCAUUUUUUUUCUUACGCCGAAAGUGAGUCGACCGGGAAAACUGCUGAUGCAGAUGAUGCCGUUAGACGAAUGCAGAGAAAUGAGGAAUGAAAUGAUAAAUCAUAUUUUUUUUUUAAUUAUUUUCAAUCAUUAGAAAAAAUAAUAAAAAAUAAUAAUAAAAUUCCUUAUUUCUCAAUUCGGUCUUGUCGUACUCUACUCAUCAAUGUGAUUUUAACGCUAUGCAAAUUUUUUUUCCUCGUGUAUGUGUUACGAUCGUAUAUCUCAGAUAUUAGCUAUGUCUUUAUAUUAUAAAAAUGAUAAUAAUAUUAAUGAUAACAAUAAUAAUAACAAUAAUUAUUAUAAUUAUGACACCAUUAUAAAACUAUUGUAAUAAUAUUAAUAAUACUAAAUAUUUAAAUAUUAUAUUAUAUAAUUAAAAAACAAAAAAAAAAAAAAACAAAUAUGUAAUAGGUAUUACAACUUAAUCACGUGCGAUGCUUGGAAAGCUUUUCACUCGUUGUUAUUAUUAUGUUCUUGUGUUAUCGUUCGUUCCAUAUAAAUAAUCAUAAAUCGCGAGUUAUAUAAUUAAACAAUAUAUAAUAUAA